Rhinolophus ferrumequinum (greater horseshoe bat) is the source of this 12046-nucleotide messenger RNA. RefSeq names its product extracellular leucine rich repeat and fibronectin type III domain containing 2 (gene ELFN2). The record is from RefSeq and is a predicted model, not a curated record. Lineage: Eukaryota; Metazoa; Chordata; Mammalia; Chiroptera; Rhinolophidae. The transcript is spliced from 2 exons. The coding region runs from base 4626 to 7085 and encodes 819 amino acids. Gene Ontology annotation, cellular component: plasma membrane. Gene Ontology annotation, molecular function: protein binding.
AGGAGGGUGGGUGGGAUCCAUGUGGAGGAGUUACCCUUUGGGGUGUGAGCUCUAUUCUGCAGGCUGUUGAGGAUGCAGAGUCAGGAGCACAUGGUCCUGCUUGGUGCGCCCCCUUCCCCUCCCCUCUCUCCCUGGGACACACUUCAGGGUCACACUCCCGUAGAACCUUGUGGCUGUGAUAGGGGCUGCACCGCACUAGGCACUUUACACAUUAGUCCCCCCAUUGCAACCCUAAUAAAUGAGCAUAACUGGGCCUGCUUCACAGAUGAGGACACCAAGGCUGAGACGGGGAAGCUUUUAGCCGAAGGUCAUGAUCUGACCCCCAAGUCCCCCAUGCUUCUCCCACUAGCGCUGAUAGGGUUCUUUGUCUGACAUCUCCCAUCCUAGGAAGCCCCCAAGCUCUGAGGAGUGCCUGCCAAGGGCACUGCAGUUGGGUUUGGAGGUGUCGGCAGGAUGGGCUUCUUCCAAGACCUGAGUUUCUGCCCCCACAGUGACCCCCUGAGAUGGGGCUCCUUCCCACUUUACAGAUGAGCAGACUGAGGCCCUGGGAGUCACGUGGCUAGUCCAAGGCUGAGGCAUAACAGCCUGGGUAGGGAGUCCCAUCUCCUUAUCAAUUCUUAUCUCAGGUUCAAGUCCCCUGAGAUUUGUGCAGAAGCUGACCCCCACAGCCCACCCCAGGGAGUGGAAAAGACUGGCAUUGGAAUCACAGACCUGAGUUCAAAUCCUGAUUUUGUCUUGUACAAAUGGUGUGAUCUUGAGCAAGUCAUUAAUUACUCUGAGCUUGGUUUCCUUAUCUAUAAAUGGAGAGAGCAGGCUUCUUUCAUUCAGUCAUUAACAGAUAUGUAAUAAGCACCUACUGGGUGCCUGAUGCCAGGGCUCUAAUGGAGAAUCCAGCCCUUUGCUCGGAGAACUCAGUCGAGGGAUAAAAGCAGCACUUAUGAUGCCAGUUGUGAUGAAGGAAGCCCCGGGGGGCUGUGGGAACUAAGAGGAGGGACCCCAACCAGACUAUUUUAGUUGGUAGAGGGAGGCAGGAGGGCGUGAGAGGAGAGCAGGGACCAGCAAUGCAGGACCCCAUGGGCUGGACUUCAGACGCCUGUUGUUGGAAUUUUCCCAGAUCAGUAGGGAGCCAAUGAAGGCUUUUGAACAGGAGCGUGCCAUGCUCAGAUUUUAGGUUUUAGAACUUGCUCAUCUUCUGCUGGGUGGAGGAUGGAUUGAAGGGGUGUUAAGAUUGGAGGCAUAGAGACCAGUCAGGAAGCUGAUUGAGAAAUUUAUCUGGGGUGAGGAAGGCGAUUGGAGCAGAGGAGGAGUAGUGGGAGGGUACGCAAAAGACCUUCAGGUGUGGGGAGGUGGGCAGCUGUGGAUGCUUGUGCAGGUCAGGGAACAGGGACAGAAGCAAUGUGGGAAUGGGCGGGCAGUGAGAGGUGAGUCCAGUCGUGGGCGCGGCAGAGUUGAGUUUCAGGUGCCAGGGAGGGGGUGGCUGGGAUGUGGUGGUUGGACAAGGUCAGCACAGAGAAGUUGCUAAGAGAAGCCUUGGGAGGGGCUGAGGUGCUGGGAGGGGCGGCCGGAAGAGGAGAGCAGAGGGCUGGGACCAGGACCUCAGGAAGGCAAAGGAGCUGGAGGGGAAGCACCCUGGGAGGUAGGAGGAAAACUGGUGUGUAGCUUCCGGCUCAAGAGUGGGAGUGGUCCCAGGAGGAAGGUGUCAGGACUUAGGUCUGCAGGAGACAACCCAAGUCACUCGUGUCAGGCGUUCUGCUUAGUGCCAGGUGCACAGCAGGGCCCAGGAGGGUGAGUUCCCACCCAUCUCUUCACUGGAAGCCAGACUGGUUGGGAAGGAGGGAAAGGGGAAAAAACAUUUGCAUACAUAACAAGGCUGGAGUGAAAGAGAGAGAAAGAGGGAGCAGGAGAUGAAAAGAAAUCACCAUACGCCAGGAUCUUGUUAUUCAACCCAAUUUUCAAAGGACCACAGCUGUCGCACUGAGAUAAUCUUAAUUAUAACAGCCAUUGUGCUGCACAGGCAAUGGCAGAGAACCCGAGGCUGGGGACCAGGUUAAAGGCAGGGGGUGGGAGCCGGCCUUUGGGGGGUUGGACCUAUGAGAGGAGGCAGGGACAGGCUAAGAGCAGUGUGUUGCUCUCAAGACUGAAAGGAAGACGCUGUCAGGGGUCAAGCCUCAUCCCUUUUUCUCUGUCAUUGCUACAUAUGACUGAUAAGCCACAGUAACCAUACCAGCAGCAGUCAACUUGACUGAGCACUUACUAUGUGCCCGACCCUGCUCUGUAGCUAUUCACUCUACCACCCUCUGAGGCAGUGCCCUUCUAGUCCUAUUUUACAGAAAAGGAGACUGAGACUCAGAGGUAAGAAGUGGCUUGCCAGGGCCACGCUGUUGGUUCAGUGGCAGAGCCGGGAUUUGAGCUGAAUCCCGGAGCCCUUCCAGGAGAACAUUAGGGAGGGCUGGUCUCUGUGGAUUGUCCACACUGACGUGGUGGUCACGCAUCCCGAGCCAUGGUUUCUGUGCAGCCAGCCGUCAUGGGGUGGUCCUCCCCCAGGCAUUUCCGGGGCUCCUCUUCAGGGACAGAGCUUCCUUGUUCUCAGAUGCCACAGCUGCAGGCCUCCGCAGGCUCCCCCACCUGCUCCAGAGAAACUAGUCUCAGCACCAGGAGAGGGACCCCGUGUGACCGCCUUGUUUGGGGUUGUGAUGGGCUGUGGUCCUGGGAGGGGUUCUCAGCCUGGCCCUGGUGGUCUAUGGGCCCUGGGUGCUGGGGCCUGGAGAAGCAGUGGGGAGGACAGGCAGGAGUCCCAGGUGAGCAGAGAGAAGGGAACCUGAAGUCUGUGGGAGGCCAUUCCAGAACCCCCAGAGCCCUUUGCUGCAAGCCCUGCUCUGGGAUGUGGCUUCAGCCGCAAAGGCCCUAGACCUCCUGGGGUCCACGCCAGCCUUGAUGGGAACCUCAGCCCAGGUUGGCUGGCAGUGUUUGAUGAGGGUGAUCAUUGUAUUUGGGAGUGAGUAACCCCCUAGCCCCAACGGGAGCCCCAAACUUGACCCAGCAACACAAGUAGCAUUGUUGAAGAGCCAGGGCCCCACAAGGUGACAGGCAAAUGUGGAGGCCAUCUGGGUGCUCCCCUGGCUUGGGGUUCCCAUCCCAGUGGGCCUGCUUGGAGCCAAAUGGGUGGAGGUUGUGGACAGGUCAGGGCGCCUUGAAGUUCAAUAGAACUGGUGACCACAGAGGCCGAGACUCAGCAGGUGUUUAGGACCAAGGAAUUGUAGAUACAGAGUAGAAUUCUUGAGCCCAGACUCAUCAUCAGGGACCCAGAGCCCCUGAACCAGGCAGGCAGGGAUGGUGGUACCUUUGGGUCCCAGACUGGGAGGCUCAUGGAGUCUCCCACACAGGCUGGGAUUCUAAUUGUCCCCACUCUGGGGUUCCCUCUGUUGCUGGCCUCGAAAACUCCAGUGCCCAGGGAGAACAUCAGCUAGAGAGCCAGGGAGGAGGGUGGGUCCACCUGGGCUUGGGACACCUGCUCUGUUCCUGAUGAGAUGCAGACCCUGAGCAGCCACAUCUCCCAGGGUUUUCAGUGGAUUCCAGAAAUGGGGAUUUUAAAAAUAAAAUCUUCCCAAGUUUUCAAUUUUGGCAACUAAUUCAAAAUUUUUUUUAAAAUGGCUGUCCAAAUGAAACAGGAUUCCACAGCAUCUCUUGACCAGAGCCUGAUCCCACAGAGGGUCAAAGCCACUGUGUAGCAGUUAUGAGACCUCAGUUUCCACCUCUGUAAAGUGGGAAUAAUAAUAGUACCAAUUUAUAAGGUUGUGCCAAGGACCAAAUGAACUAAUGCGAGAAGUGCUUAGACCCAGCCUAUAUAAGCCCAAGACUUUGUUUUCAUCUUGCCCCAGGCUGUGCCUCCCUCUCCGACAAGGCUGCCUCUGAAUGGGCCUCACGCUCUGUCACCCGGAGCCUCUGCUUCUCCUGGUGGGUCCCUAAUAUGCCACUCUGCCUUGGGACAGCCCUGAGGAUGUUGGAAGUCAGGGAAAUAUUCACCCCUUGGGUCCCUAGAAGAGGAGCAGGUGGAAGACGCAGAGCCAGGAGGGUGGGCCUAGCUGGCGCCUAGUACAUAGUAGGUGCUCCAUAAAUGUUUAUUGAAUGAAUGAAUGGAGGCCAUGCAGGCAGAGGCAGCCGCGCGUGCACAGGCACUGGUGAAAGAGCGGGUCCAGUGGAGACUGGAACCAAGUGACAGAUGGGUCUCUUCCUUCCUGCCCCCGUCUUACUUGCUCCCCCCUCAGAGCCCCACUCUCCAGCCUUCCGUGGGAAUCGUCUGAAGUUCUGAGCCCAGAGCCCAAGGAGGAAGGAGAGGAGGAGGAGGAGGGAGAGGAAGUGAAGCCCUGAGAGCCCGUGCACCUUCCCAGCAGAAGAGCAACGUGGGAAGCAGGCUGUGGGGACCCAAAUCCCCUUGGCCCCAGCCUGGCCCCAGUGCCCAGCGCCUGCUGGUAGCUCCCCGGAAGGUCCCCUGGCCGUGCCUGCCUCACCUGGGGCCUCUGUGCUGGGGGUCGCCCCCAAGAUGGUGGCGGCCCCAGGGAGGACUGUGCUGCCAGCCCCAGCCUCCCACCUCUAGGCCCCCUGUGCCCCUCACCCCAAGCCCAGCCAUGCUGCGCCUGGGGCUGUGUGCGGCCGCACUGCUGUGUGUGUGCCGGCCGGGCGCUGUGCGCGCCGACUGCUGGCUCAUCGAGGGCGACAAGGGGUACGUGUGGCUGGCCAUCUGCAGCCAGAACCAGCCGCCCUACGAGACCAUCCCGCAGCACAUCAACAGCACCGUGCACGACCUGCGGCUCAACGAGAACAAGCUCAGGGCCGUGCUCUACUCCUCCCUCAACCGCUUCGGGAACCUCACCGACCUCAACCUCACCAAGAACGAGAUCUCCUACAUCGAGGAUGGCGCCUUCCUGGGCCAGGCGAGCCUGCAGGUGCUGCAGCUGGGCUACAACAAACUCAGCAACCUGACGGAGGGCAUGCUACGCGGCCUGGGCCGCCUGCAGUUCCUUUUCCUGCAGCACAACCUCAUCGAGCUGGUGACGCCCGCCGCCUUCUCCGAGUGCCCCAGCCUCAUCAGCAUCGACCUGUCCUCCAACCGCCUCAGCCGCCUGGACGGCACCACCUUCGCAGGCCUGGCCAGCCUCAUGGUGUGCGAGCUGGCCGGCAACCCCUUCAACUGUGAGUGCGACCUCUUUGGCUUCCUGGCCUGGCUCGUGGUCUUCAACAAUGUCACCAAGAACUAUGACCGCCUGCAGUGCGAGUCCCCGCGGGAGUUUGCCGGCUACCCGCUGCUGGUGCCUCGGCCCUACCACAGCCUCAAUGCCAUCACCGUGCUCCAGGCCAAGUGCCGCAACGGCUCGCUGCCUGCCAGGCCUGCCAGCCACCCUACCACGCCCUAUGCCACCUACGCCCAGCGGGAGCCUGAUGAGAACUCGGGCUUCAGCCCCGAUGACAUCCUUUCAGCUGAGCCCCCGGCCUCGUCCACCACGGAUGCGUCCGCGGGGCCUGCCAUCAAGCUGCACCACGUCACCUUCACCUCGGCCACCCUGGUGGUCAUCAUCCCACACCCCUACAGCAAGAUGUACAUCCUGGUCCAGUACAACAACAGCUACUUCUCCGACGUCAUGACGCUCAAGAACAAGAAGGAGAUCGUCACACUGGACAAGCUCCGGGCGCACACUGAGUACACCUUCUGUGUCACUUCCCUGCGCAAUAGCCGCCGUUUCAAUCACACCUGCCUAGCCUUCACCACGCGGGACCCAGUCCCGGGCGACCUGGCGCCCAGCACCUCCACCACCACCCACUACAUCAUGACCAUCCUGGGCUGCCUGUUUGGCAUGGUCAUCGUGCUGGGAGCCGUGUACUACUGCCUGCGCAAGCGACGCACGCAGGAGGAAAAGCAGAAGUCCGUCAAGGUCAAGAAGACCAUCCUGGAGAUGCGUUACGGAGCUGACGUGGAGGCGGGGUCCGUGGUCCAUGCUGCCCAGAAGCUGGGCGAGCCCCCCGUGCUGCCCGUGUCCCGCAUGUCCUCCAUCCCAUCCAUGAUCGGGGACAAGCUGCCCGCCUCCAAGGGGCUGGAGGCUGGGCUGGACACGCCUAAGGUAACCACCAAGGGUAACUACAUGGAGGUGCGCACGGGCUCGGGCGGGGAGGGCAUGGCCCGGCCUGAGGAUGACCUCCCGGACCUGGAGAACGGCCAGGGCUCAGCCGCCGAGAUCUCGACCAUCGCCAAGGAGGUGGAUAAGGUGAACCAGAUCAUUAACAACUGCAUCGAUGCCCUCAAGCUGGACUCGGCCUCUUUCCUGGGGGGUGGCGGUGCAGGCGGGGACACAGAGCUGGCCUUCGAGUGCCAGUCGCUCCCUGCGGUCACCACCGCCUCCUCAGCCACCGCCCCUGGAGCACUGGAGCGGCCCAGCUUCCUGUCACCCCCCUACAAGGAGAGCUCCCACCACCCGCUACAGCGCCAGCUGAGCGCCGACGCCGCGGUGACCCGCAAGACCUGCAGCGUCUCAUCCAGCGGCUCCAUCAAGAGUGCCAAGGUCUUCAGCCUGGACGUGCCUGACCACCCGGCGUCGGCGGGGCUGGCCAAAGGCGACUCCAAGUACAUCGAGAAGAGCAGCCCUCUCAACAGCCCGCUGGACCGGCUCCCGCUGGUGCCCGCAGGCAGCGGCGGGGGCGGCGGGGGCGGCGUCCACCACCUGGAGGUGAAGCCCGCGUACCACUGCAGCGAGCACCGGCACAGCUUCCCGGCCCUGUACUACGAGGAGGGCGCAGACAGCCUGAGCCAGCGCGUGUCCUUCCUGAAGCCGCUGACCCGCUCCAAGCGGGACUCCACCUACUCGCAGCUCUCCCCCAGACACUACUAUUCGGGGUACUCGUCCAGCCCUGAGUACUCCUCGGAGAGCACGCACAAGAUCUGGGAGCGCUUCCGGCCCUACAAGAAGCACCACCGGGAGGAGGUGUACAUGGCCGCCGGCCACGCCCUGCGCAAGAAGGUCCAGUUCGCCAAGGACGAGGACCUGCACGACAUCCUCGAUUACUGGAAGGGGGUCUCGGCCCAGCAGAAGCUGUGACCCUCUCCUCCCCGGUGAGGUCGGAGCGGGAGGGCAGGGGGCACGCGGGGAAGGCCCUGGGCCGGGCGGGGGCGCGCGGCGGGGGCCGAGGCUGAGGAGUGGACGCACACGCACACCCGCACGCACGCACCCACGCACACACCUGACCACCACCUGACUGUGAACCACCACCACCCGACAAUAACGGACAGGAAAACAAAGACACGUUCUCCUUAAAGUUUACACACUGAUACCGAAACCAGGCGUCAUUACUGUGCUGCCCAGGGACACUGCUGGGGUGCGCAGGGCUGGGUGGGGCGGAAGGCAGAGGAUGAGCCAAAGGAGGGUGGGGCCUGGGGCCCUAGGACAGGUUAGGGAGCAAAGGAGCUUGGGGCAGAGAUGGACUGCAGCCAUUCUGGGGCUUGGAGGGGUUCCCCAUUGAGAGACAGGUCACUUGGAGAUUUAGCACCAGGUGGACACUGGGCAUUGUUUCCUCCCUUUAUGGAUGGGGAAACUGGGGCCCAGGGAAAGGAGAUGAUAACCCCAGGGUCUCCCGGCAAGUUAGAGUCACUCUCCCAACUUCCUAACUCAGUGCUGUCCCCCAGUGGCUCCCCUGGGGUCCCCAUCCUCUGUCCACCCACCACCCCUUUCCAGCUGUGGUCUCCUUAGGCUGAGGGACUUGAGAAUCAGGCGGGUACUUUUCCUUUCUCGAAAGCCCCAUGGCCAUGCCCCCAGAGUGUGGAGCUGUGAUUGAUCCUGCUAGGGGGGGCCCUUCAUCCCCCAGGCCAGCACCCAGGAGAGAUGGGAAGUCUUGCUGACAGGAAAGGAGCAGAGGCAUGGGGACGUUCCACCAGCCCCUUCAAGUGUCUUCCAAGUAGCCCGGGAGCUGCCUAUGCGGUCUGAGGAGCAAGGGUGGGCCACCUUUCAGAUGCAGGCCCCCUAGCUAUCUGGGCCUCCAGGACCCCUACUCAUCCCAGGAGGUCAGCAGGGAACUGUGAUGCCUGGGAGCAGCGGGGAGGUGGGGUGUAAUGGGGGCCUUCCUUCCUGUGCCCCCACUUCCUGGCCUCCCAGCUGCCUGACCCCCAUCAUGGGAUCUCAGGGCAGCAUCUCAGCCUGCCCAGAGGAAGGGGGGCUGUGCCGGGCUUUCCCACCCAGCCCCUCUUUGCUGCCCAUCCCUAAUUCACGCCAGGCCCGAGGGGCUCCCGUAUUUCCAUGGAAAUAUGGAGAUGUCCAGUCCCCUCUUGCUGACCUCCACCCAACAUCGAACAAAGCACAAACAGUGAGCACCCUUACCCCCUGCUGGUGGGGAACAUGCUGGGUUCGUGUGGCCCCUCCCUGUCCCUGGCCAGCUUCUGUCACCAUGGCAACCCAGAGCCUGGCAGUUGGGACCGUUGGGCUCCUGGGGGUUCUCCCAGUGUGGGUGACUGAGGGCGGUGAGGGAGGUCAGGGCCAGAUGGCAGCUGCCUUGCUCAUGAGCUAGGGGCUUCCUGGGCAGAGCUUGGGGGCAGGUUUGGGGUCUUGAGACUGGAGGUCUUGAACACUGUGCGAGUGCUGGGGCUGGAGUCAGUCAUUCCUUCACCUUUGGGUGGGAGGUGGGCCAGUGGGGGGUGGGACAACUCUAGCUUUGCCCACUUGCCAGUGUGCCCCUGGGCUCCGCACACACCUCAGGAUGGGCAGGGGCCUACUCAGCUCUUCCCACACCUCGGCCAGAGACCCCCAACCUCUGGCCUGUUACCCAGUUGGGUUUCGUGAGAUUUGGGGAAUGUGACUGCGGGGUAAGGCUGGGCCCUGGGGUAGGACCAAGACCUGUACUGUGUGAGGGGCUCUGACCAGGAAAGCCAUUGCCACCCCCUGGGUGGGGGGCUCCAGUGACCUUCCUGCCAGAGGGAGGAUCUGGGGGAAGACAGUGGAGGGCCAGGGGGCCUCAGGGCUCAACUGAGCACCUCUCUCACACCCACUUGGGGGACGGACCAAGCCUGGGGCUCAACUUUGGGGGUGACAUUUACAAAGAAAGGACUGUUCUCCUGGGGAGCGGAGGGGAGGGGGCCAGCAUGGAUAUGCAGAGCAGACCUCUCCCAACAUCCCCCAACCCUGCCCCCAGCCCCUCCUCACACCGAUUGGCAAAACUGAGGAAAGCAAGCAGGCGGAGAAGCCAGCGGUGUGAGAAAGCAGACUCUCCCUGUUAUAUUUGCAUGACAAUUUUCCUGUAUUUUUCUGAGCAAACAUCUGUCGUGUAUGUGCCGGUUUGUCCAGACUCCCUUGCCCCCCUCCCCACCGCCCCCCUUUUCCUACAUUCCCUCUGUUGUGAUCUGACAAGCAGCUCUUGACACCCGGGGAGGGGCCAGCUCUGCAGAAGACCCAAAACAGGUGCCACCCAAACACAGCCCCUGCCCCCCCCUGCAUCCUGUCUUUCUGGACUUUGGGCCCACAAGUGCCACCUCUCCUCUUCCCUCUGUCUCUCAUGUCCCCAGUUCCCUCCCAUCCGUCCUCAUCCUUGCCUCUUCCCUUCCUCCCUGCCAGGGAAGAACAGCUCUGGGAAAGGGAACAUGGGAAGGCCUCGCCCCUGUCCUGCUUGCUCCCAUUUUGCUGUUGAAGAAAUAGGGGCCCCCAAAGAGGGUGGGGCGUGGUGAUUUGGCUGCCAGGUGGGGUAGAGGGUCUGUCGCACUGCUGAGUACAGGAAGCCAGGAGCUUGGGGCUUCAUGGAGAGCUUUAUGGGGAGGCUUGGGGCUCUGAGGGAGGAACCCAUGAAAGGAAUGGGGGCCCGACGUUGGCCUGGCCUCAUAGGAUAUAGAGCUGCCCACAGGAGGGUUCUGGCAGCAGGAGCGGGAACCCCACCUUGCCAUUCCCGCAUCAUUCCUGGUUGAAGAUGACCUAUAAAAACCUCAGACUGUCUCAUUUUAAGAGUCUUUAAGGAUAGGUCCCCAUCUUAACAGUGAGGGUCUUACCACUCCAGAAAGUGAACCAACCUUCACACCAAUCUUUAGGGCAGAAUAUCUAGUUUCUAAAACUCAGGCCUCUGGAAUUCUCAGCCAGGCCAAAUCCCUCAGCUGCCCAGGCCAGGCCCCUCACUCUCGGGAAGUGUGCACUGCAGCCCACAUUGGAGGCUUUCCUGCAUCUGUGUCCUGGCUCCUUUUCUUCCCCCAGGAAAGAACAAAAUAUUCAUGAAAGACAAAUGGAUACUUAUGUCAAGGAGUCUGGCCGGCCUGGGGCCCCACGUUUAUAAUGGUGGUGGUCAUAGUGGACCUGGGCCAUGGCCUGGGCCGGCUGGAAGGGCAGGCAGCCAGGAGAGAAGGGAAGGGGAACCGGGUGGAGUUGAGGGGAGAAGCCGACUGGAGGAGAUGUGAGCUGCACCCUGGACCUCCUGUCACAGGCCUCCCUGCUUUGGCUCACGCCUGGGCUUGAUGUCCCUGUCAGAGAAUCUCCAGAGGAAAUUCCUGGGUUCCUGUUCCUGGGAAGUGGCACCGAUGGGUCCACUCUCUCCUGAAGGGUACGGCAGGUGUCACCAACCCUUUGUUGGAGCCAAUGGCCUUCCAGAAGCAAAAAUUAGAGGAAAGCUUAGUCUGGUGCAGAUACCUCCUCAGGGGUCCCGGGCUUGCUUCUCCCCUCUGCAGGAGGCCCCUUGCUUCUGCUCCCCUCCUAGGGGACAGUGCAGAAGAACUGUGUUCAGGCCGAAGAAAGGGUGUCUACGGGCUGGUGGGAGUAGAAAAGGCCAGUUGGGAAGAGUAGGCCUGAAUGGCCCUGAAGAAGCAGACGAGAGUCUGGGCCUGGCUAAGGGUCCCCAGUUCCCAACUGGAAGUCACUGGCCUGUUCCUCCUCCUGGAAAUUUAAGAGAGGGAAACCAAAGUGGAGGAAAGGAAAGAAAGGAAAUGUUCUAGGGUCUUGAAAUCAGCUAAGGACAGGCUGAGGCCAGGAAGGGGGCCAGGCAUGGGGGUCAAGAGGGACAAGUCCCAGCUUAUAAGGGGCCUUACAUGCAGUGAAGGGACAGCCACAAAAUGUUCCCUAGUGACGGCCACUGUGCAGAGAAUUAAAAUAGGGUGAUGGAGGAGGGAGGGGCUGGGGGCACUCCUCAGGGAGGAAGUGACCCGAAUGACGUGGGCCAGAGGACUAGCCCAAUGGCCACGUGAAAAUGGGAUUGGAGAGAGAGUGGGGUUAGGAGAGGCUGGAAGGACCUCCUCAGCUAACCCCCACCCUCCGAGCGAACCUGCCGUUUAGCAGAUCAUACCCCAUUCCUGGCAAAACAGGGCCCUCUCUGGGGUGGCAGAUGGGUGGGCAAAGCGUGGGGAAGCCCUGGGGCUGUCUGACCCCCAUGGGGGCUUCUGAGGUGGGGCUGAAGCUUGCCCACGAGGCCAGUGUGGAGGUUGGGGCUCGCCUGAUCCCAGUGCUGUUCUCCUCUCUGCCGAGACUUCUGCUUUACAGCCGCCUCCGUCCCAGAAGCUGCCAUGCUCCUCAUCCAUCUUGACCCUGUAUUCCCCCACCUUUAAGACAAAACCAGUAUUUACGUAAGCUCCUUGCCUCUCAUGCCUGCCUCAGAAGUUCCCCAUUAAAGGUCCCUCGCUCAUCCCUGCUGAGCAGGAGGGAGAGGAAGGGGGUUGUGGAAUGGGGUGGGGUGGGAGGGUCUGGGCUCUUUUUUUCCCCUGUCCCUCACCAAACAAGCACAGGGCUGGCCAGGGGUGAGGGGUCCAUUCUCAUGCCCUCGCUCCCUCCCUCCUAACCCUGCGGCUUGGCACCUGGUUUGGGUCCUGCAGAGUUGGGCCUCCGGUCCUGGGCCCCGAACCUGUGAAACCUAGCUGUGUGUGGACCUUCCUCCCUCGGGGGGCCUGAACCUUCUCCUUUUCUUCUUUUAGGGGGGUAAUUUCAUUUAUUUUUUUCUCUUCCCUCUAUCUGCCUCUCCCUCCAGUCCCAAAUUCCUGUUUUAAACUGAAUGGCACGAAAUUGUUUUCCUCAACUCGAAGAUUCCUGUAUGGAGAGAAUCAAUUUCUAUA